CUCUCGUCUCUGGAGCAUAUCCAUUCACACAACUACAUUCAUGGUGAUAUCAAACUACAAAAUACCCUUCAAACUGUUUUUAUUGUUGAUUUUGGUAUUACCAAGGAGUACUGGAAUACUGCCACCCAAGCCCACAUGCCAUUUCGCCAUGGUGGACAUCUUACUGGCACUCCUGCAUUUGUGUCAAUCAAUAAUCACCUGGGGGUUGUGCCUGGUUGUCAUGACGAUCUGGAGUCACUCAUAUACAUGUUGAUUUAUUUCUUACAUGGUUCCCUUCCAUGG
Suillus subaureus is the source of this 282-nucleotide messenger RNA. Its product is annotated as kinase-like domain-containing protein. Lineage: Eukaryota; Fungi; Basidiomycota; Agaricomycetes; Boletales; Suillaceae. Gene Ontology annotation, molecular function: ATP binding; protein serine/threonine kinase activity. Gene Ontology annotation, cellular component: cytoplasm; nucleus. The annotation marks the transcript as partial. The transcript is spliced from 2 exons. Gene Ontology annotation, biological process: peptidyl-serine phosphorylation; endocytosis; signal transduction. The record is from RefSeq and is a predicted model, not a curated record.